Xyrichtys novacula (pearly razorfish) is the source of this 12055-nucleotide messenger RNA. The record is from the annotation of a GenBank genome assembly. Lineage: Eukaryota; Metazoa; Chordata; Actinopteri; Labriformes; Labridae.
AUGCCAGGCACAGGAGGAACUGAGUGAGUGAAACAACCGCAUGUUUACAGGACAAGUGUAUGUGUGAGUGUUCACAAACGCAUACUAUAUACACUGUGUAGGGUAUGAAUACAUUUUUUAGUGUAUAACUGGAGUCAUAAAGCUGGCUCUUUGUCAAAACUACUUUUUACAUUGUGUCAAAAACCCCUGAUUGGUUAGUCAGAAAUUUAUCAAAUGUUUACAGAGUCAUUUAGUUGCUACGUGCAGACUCAAAGAGAGUCUAAAUACAGCUCAGUGUCACAUGAGGAAAUUAGAGCUACAAGUGCAGAGCCUGCAUGUAAGAGUCAUGAUGUUUCUCUUGUUUGAAGCCCAAAGGGAGAAGAUUUCUCCACUGCUAUCCUGAAACAGAAGCACAGACCUAAUAGACUUAUUGUGGAUGAAGCUCUCAAUGAAGACAGCAGUAUUGUCAGCCUCUCACAGGUUAGUGUACGUGAGUCUGUACAGGGAGUACAUCCAGUGUUGUUUGUAUAUCUCUUUGGAUUUAUGUUUGUGUUUACACCAGAAUAAGACAGAGGAGCUGCAGCUCUUCCGGGGGGACACAGUGGUACUAAGAGGAAGGAAGCGUCGCCAAACUGUGUGUAUCGUGUUGACUGAUAAUACUUGUGGGGAUGAACGAAUCCGCAUGAACCGAGUGACGCGCAAUAACCUGCGUGUUCGACUUGGUGAUGUUGUCAGGUAAAUCUCAGCAGAGUGAACGACAAAUGAAAUCCUUCUGAAUAAUCCAUUCACUGCUUUUGAUGUGUUUCAUCACAGCAUUCAGGCUUGCCCUGAUAUCAAAUAUGGGAAAAAGAUCCAUGUCCUCCCGUUAGACGACACCAUCGAGGGUCUCACAGGAAACCUCUUUGACGUUUUCCUCAAACCCUACUUUCUCGAGGCUUACAGACCUGUGCAUAAAGGUACAACUGCUCCUUCGCUAAUCAUUUCACCUCAAUGAAAAUGGCUCACAAAUCACAAAUGACUCUGCAGAUCAUAACAUGAGUACUAGACUGUAGUCUUAGUUUAUAAACUCAUCAAUGUUCAGGUCCUGGCACACUGCACUAGGGUACACUAUAACCAGCCUCUGGGAACCAUGAUGGAUGGCAUAAACCUCUGCUGCUUUGCUGAUGAUACUAAGACAUAUCUAUCCUCCAGGACUGAUUAAUGAGGAUCAGACAAAAAUUUCCUCAUAAGAUGGAUCCAGGUUUUUGUUUUUAGUUUUGAUGACACUUAUAGCCUGUAAUUAGCCAAAUGUCUACUUACUCUGGACAUUAAAGUGUUGUUAAUUGCCAUAUUUAUCACCAGUUUUGACAUUCAUUGUACCAUUUAAAGUAGAUACUAUAUGUAAAUACUUUGACAAUCUCUUUGGUUGUUGAGAGAACAGCACAAGCUUUACUUUACUGACAAUAUGGAGCAGUCUAAUCUAAACAAACAGUUUUAAAAAAUCUCAGAGAGCAUCAAUAAUACAAUGCAGUAAUGCAAUACAGGACAGUGUCACUCUAUCCUAUACUGUAAAGGUGGGCAUGACAGCCAUUCAGAGUGGAAACUAUGUAAAAAAUAUAAAUAGUAGUAAGCAGUGGGCCCAAAAUUGAACCCUAUGUCUCCACUCUGUAACAAAAGAUUCAGACUCAUCUUAACCAAAUCUUAACCACCUUUUAUAAAUGCUCCUGAGGCCCAAUGCAUUAACUUUUACCCAAUCUUACACUUCCUAAUGUCUUUAAGUAAGUGGUGACCAACCAAAAUGAAACAGAUCCAUAUAAAGGACAGCAUAAUAAUGCCUCAUGUCUAAAGUCCACAUUGACAAAUGUAAUGGCUUGUACUAUUAUUUGGUCUUUGAUAUGUCUGGUGUGGAUUUGAGAAAUCUGAAAUAAAGAACUUCAGUCAAAUAUUUCCCAAAAAGUCAAUGACUGUCGCUGGACGGAGUGAUUAAAGAUGGUUUAUUAAAAUCAUCCCUGACACCGGUUCUGUCUAUGUAAAAUACAUAAGCAGAUCUCCAUACUGUGGAAAUAUUCCUGUUGAGGAGGAAAGAUUAAACAUAUGCACUUAUUGUAGAGCCAUAACUGUAGCAGUCAUUUUUAGAAAGAAAGUAACCACGUUGUCUUUACCAGCAGAGCUCCCAGGAUUCAAGGACUGCAGUGCAUGUAAUACCUCAGUAAAUGAGAUGAAUUCAAAUGAGGAAUGAAAGGCUUGGCCCACCGGCCCACAUGAACAACGUUAGGGGCAAUGUUAACAUCGAUUUACUUAUAAAAAUAGUGAAGGUUAGAUCUCUAAUGAGCUAGCGACGUGCAGCCUCUCCUGCUUUUAUGUAUCACUGCUUUUACAACUAAAACACAAACUUUUCCACCACGCAGUUAAGACCAAUCACUUCAGAGUGAAACUGCAGACAGGGUUCUGAUAAAACCAGAAAGAAAGACCACAGGACCCCUGAUUAGCACAAUUUAGACUGUUUUCUGUGGCUUAAAGGAUUGUUUUGGAGGCUUUUUCUUAGGUUUUGCAGUACAUAUGUUGCCAGCUGCCAAUGAAAACUUAAAGAAUACUAUACUGAACCAAACUAGUGUUUUUGUUGUCUCAGUUUUUGUUACUGAAUUGUAAAAAAAAACUUAUAGUGGUGCUCCUCUUUGUGUGCACAACAGGUGCUCAAAGUAUAGUUCACUAUUCCUUUAUUUCCAAGUGUGGUUGCAUAUUUGGCAUGCACCAGCUUGUUUACUGUUCACCAAAAUACAGCUCUACCUCAUGUCAUUGUUAAAAGGUGACUUUAAGAUGUUGCUCUCUAAUUGCAUUUUCAGAUGACGUUUUCUUGGUGAGGGGCAGCAUGCGGGCAGUGGAGUUCAAGGUGGUGGAGACAGACCCCAGUCCGCACUGCAUUGUUGCCCCAGACACUGUUAUCUACUGUGAAGGAGAGCCAAUCAAAAGAGAGGUAAGAAGUUUAUGAGCCUUUUGCCCAAAUCAAUACUUACAUUUUUCAGCUGGAGGUUCAAUAAAUACUUCUUGUACUUGCAGGAAUAUCUUGUCACCUAGGGCCUGAUUAAAAUAGCCUUAAAUUAGGAGCCAGUCUAAGUGGACACGUAUUGAACUGUUUUGACUCUUUUUCAGAUUCCUUUGUCACUCUGGAGGUUUGCCAGGCUUUAGGAUUAGUUAUGUGUCGAUGUCUUGUAAUCAUUUGGUGGUUUUCCUUUUUUUUAAAACUACAGAAAAGACUAUUGCACCUAAACAAAAUGAUGCAAAAAACACUUUCUACAAUUCAUUUUCUGUUUCAUGAAGGUACCAGGUUAGAAAAGUACAGAGUAACUUCACAGAUUAACUCCAUUACAAAGUAGUUGUGAAUGUUUUGGACCCAUUGGGCUGAGGUUUUCAUAUAGCCCUUCUGUCUUAAAUUGAUGUCUUUGUGUAAACUCCAUAACCUCUGACUCUUUCAUACUUCUCUGUGAUAGGAUGAGGAGGAGAACCUCAAUGAUGUCGGUUAUGAUGACAUUGGAGGCUGUCGGAAGCAGCUGGCUCAGAUCAAAGAGAUGGUGGAGCUUCCUCUCAGACACCCUGGUCUCUUUAAGGCCAUAGGAGUCAAGGUGUCAAGCAUGCACACAUACAAACUCUUUAACAUUUCUAGACUCAUAUAACAUUGGGUGUUUCACUAUUUAUGAGUCUACUUGCUGCUUUGCUCCCAUCCUUCAGCCCCCUAGAGGUAUUCUGCUGUACGGUCCUGCGGGCACUGGGAAAACCCUGGUGGCCCGAGCUGUAGCCAAUGAAACUGGGGCUUUCUUCUUCCUCAUCAACGGUAAGGUUGUUGUUUGUAUUUGCACAGAGGCACAGGGAUGCACAAAGACAGAAUUCAGUUCAAGGCAUGGUUGACGAUCUGAGAAGCAGUUGACAAAAACUGAACCUGUAUCGCCCUCCCCAUGACACACCCCCUCUGGCAGAGGAAGAAGCCGGCAGACAGAAGAUCCUACGCUAGCUUCAAAUAGGAUUCACCAUGUCAGAUUGCUAGUAACUAGUAAAAGUAAACACAGCUCUGCCAGCGAGCACCGUCUGCAGCUGCCUGGACAGCUACCAUGUUGACAUUGCCACAAUAAAAGGCAAAAACUACCUGUUCAACAAAAAACUCUGCCUCUCAGUGUCUUUUUUCAGGCCCAAAUCUUGGCAGUGCUUUCUCCACUGCUCGAAGGAUGACCGAUAUUUAUUCAAGUUAGAUUCCUCGCUUGGUCACAUUUCCUCUUUGUCUCUCCCCUUUCUUCUGUCGGCUUGCGUUUUCUUAGCACUUUAGGGGGUGGGGCGAGCAGAAGUGUUUUUUUUUUUUUUGCGUGCUUCUCCAACACAGCUCCUGUAGCUAAACUGCUGUGCUACUUUUAGCCACUUAGAGCUCCAAGGAGGGCCAGGAAAGUGGGAGGGGACGAGUCAGAAACAUGGGAGAGGGGUGUGUCGAAUACAGUUAGGUGAUUGGAUGGGGGUCGGAGCAGGAGAUUGACCAAUAGGAGCUGUCCGGGAUGGAUGGCUCCUAUUGGUCAAUGUUUUGGCAGCCGGCACCUAUUAGGGUGAACAGAUUUUUUCCAUUCUUUUUUCUCUUCACUUUGUGGAGAUCACACCAUAGGACCAUGAUCGCCAUAUAAACGAGGUUCAUAAUAAUUACCAAUCUCUCCAAUUGUCAACCAUGCCUUUAAUCCUGCUCUUGGUAGCAAACCCAAGACUGUAAAAACCAAGUGAACAGAGUUAAUGUAACCUGGUUGUAAACUUUUGUCGACUCUGUCAUUUUUUCUUGUUUAUGGAUUUGUGUUGGAGGAAGUAUGUUGGAGGAAGUAUGUUUAACAUGUUAUCUCCUGUGAAGGGCCUGAGAUCAUGAGUAAGCUGGCGGGAGAGUCAGAGAGCAACCUGAGGAAGGCGUUUGAGGAGGCAGAAAAAAAUGCCCCAUCUAUCAUUUUUAUUGAUGAACUGGAUGCCAUUGCUCCCAAGAGAGAGAAAGUAACCACCAGAGAAGAAGAGCAUAAUGAGUCUACCUCUGCACUGUGAGGUCACUCUUACUUUUAGUGUGUUUUUGUUUGUGUGUUUAGACUCACGGUGAAGUUGAACGACGUAUCGUCUCCCAGCUCCUGACCCUGAUGGAUGGCUUGAAGCAAAGAGCUCAUGUGGUUGUCAUGGCAGCUACAAACCGACCAAACAGUGUGGACUCUGCUCUGAGACGUUUUGGUCAGGACAGCUCCAAAAGCAGCACAAACACAUACACAUUACACAAACAGGAAAGCUUUCUGAUUGAUUUGAUGUCUCUCUUCAGGUAGGUUUGACCGGGAGAUUGACAUUGGAAUACCGGAUACGACGGGUAGACUGGAAAUCCUGCAGAUUCACACCAAAAACAUGAAGUUGGGUGACGAUGUUGACCUGGAGAAGGUAAGAAAGCAGCAGCCUGGACUAAAUAAACUCUAAAGUCUUUUUUUCCCUCUGCUUGUCCAAAUGAAAUAAAAACUUUAUCAGCAACAAAUUUAAAUGUUAAUCAGCUUCUUAAUUAUCCAAAAGGCCAAAAUGUGUUAUUCAUAUUCCACUUUUUGUAGAACUACAGAAAACAAGUACUAAGUGUGGACAUAAAUGUUAGCUGCAUAAAUCAAAAUGCAACAAAAAGGUUUUCAGAAUAUCUUCAUGUCAGAGCACAAGGGUUUGGUUGACCUCUUUAUUGAAGGUGGGGUAGGCAGGAUCUGAGGAAGUGCCAGGUUUUAAGAGAAAUCUUGAAUGUAAACACUACUCCUCCAAACCAGUUUUUCCUCAUAGACUGUAUAUAUGGACAGCAUCUGCCGCCUUGAUGGGUGAAGCCACUCCGAGAACAGCACACCCUGGUGACGGGCUGCAGUAUAGAUCAUAAAUCCUGCCUCUGCCAGCAAAGCUUAUGGUGCUGUGGACAAACUUGAGAAAUUAAUGACACAGAACACUGGUUUGUGCUCAAGUCCUCUUUUUUCUGCGUUUUUAAAACUUAUAAGGGGGUUCAUGUUUUCUAUGAUUGACACUUGAUACAGCCUAUGGGUGUAUGAAGAUUGCGUAGCUCACCCGGGGAUACACUGUUUGAGUCGAGCGUCAUCACAGCGACCGUAUAUUGGUGGAAGGUGGAAUCAAGAUGUCCAUAGUACAUACAGUCUACGGCUGUGUCCGAAAUUAAUCCCUAACCCCUCUAUGGGUGACUAUUGGGGUUAGCGCCAUUGUGAGGGGUGUCCGAAACCUGAGUGAUCAAUUCCAACUCCCCAUAUAGGCAACUCAAUAUUUCCCAUAAAGCAUUGCAAAAUGUAAUGACCGUCUCAUGGUCACUCACUGGUGGUGGGCAUCCCGUCAUGCAUUGCGUCUCCAGCGGCAAUUCAAAGAGAGCAAGAAGAGUCAGAACCUGGGCUCUAUUUGCCGUUUACAGCCCACGUUUUUUAUCGUCACUUCACUCGCAAGUGAUCCGUACAUUUUUCGAAAACACAAUUGUUUGCUGUGUCAUACAGUCUUGUGCACAAUAUGGCACAGCAAACAAUGUUCAGCAUGAAAAUAUAAGGCCUUUUAAAAAAAAUUAGUAAUUAAUUGUUUUUUUCUUAUUAUUUUUAUUUCACUAACAUCCUGGAAAAACAAAUACAUCUAUACAACAUCACAAAAUUCAAGAGAUGUGAAAACAAGAGCCGCAACUUCUGACACGGCAGUCUGAGCAGUGAUGUCACAACGGUGCGCAAUGUAGUGUCCGAAACCUCCGGUGAUUGAGCUCACUACAUAGUCAGCUAUAUAGUGAAACUCUGUAUGGGAGUUAGGGGUUAGGGAUUGAGUGGUUCAUUUCAGACACAGCCUAUGUUUUCCCCUCAGCUCCUCCUCUCCCCUCCCUCUCUGCUUCUGAAAGCCCCGAAACAGAAACAGAUGCUACUGCUCGCUCAUAUCGUUCCAAUUAAAUUCAGAUAUAAUGCAGAUAAAUACUUCAGAUAAUUACAAAUAGAGCCCAGUCAACGUGAAAGUAAAAAGCAUUGGUGCUACUGUAGAUGCCAACAGACUACCAGCAAACACAAUGUUUGCAGGACUUCUACAACUAGGAUUAAGUCACAUUGUCCAGAACCCGAGGUCAACAGUUUAGCGGCACUACAACACGCAGCAGGUUCCGUUUGACAAGAAACACUUCUGUUACGGACACUUGGCCUUCUUUGUUAAAGCUGUUUACCUGUCCAGCAGAAAGGUUACAGGGUCUGUAAGAUCCCCCAAAGCGUCCCCGAAGCAAUUAUACUUAAUUGAUGUUGACCCAGCUUUUUAGCUCUUGUCUGGUCUACCUCCAAAUUUGAAUGAGAUUAUCUAUCUUACUGUAACUGCACACUCUCUCAUCUUUUCGGUUUUGUUACAAACUUAAGUUUUAAAUCUGAAUGCCAUCCAUCCCAACUUUGGUAUGCCCACGUGUGGUCUGAUAGCAACAUUAAUGUUCCUGCUUUAUUUCACAUAUUUUAGAUUUCCACAGAGACGCACGGCCAUGUGGGUGCAGACUUGGCUGCCCUAUGCUCAGAAGCUGCUCUGCAGGCCAUCCGCAAGAAGAUGACCCUCAUAGACCUGGAGGAUGAAUCCAUUGAUGCUGACCUGCUCAACUCGCUGGCUGUCACCAUGGAUGACUUCCAGGUGACACUGCAUAAACAUACACUCACUGCAAAGGCUUUUGCCAUCUGUUGUGUCACGACCUGGCUUUCAGGACAUCAAUCAAUCAACCUUUAUCCAUAAAGUGCUGAUCUGGUCCAUUUUACUGAUCCAUUACAUCUUACUACUACUGCUACUAUUACAACACCUAAAAGAGUACAUACAAACUCAAAGUUGCAUUGCCAGAGAUACUUUUACAGGAACAUCACAAUAAUAACAACAGAUUGAUCUCAGUUUUAUUUAUGGAAAAUUCAAGUCAACAGGUCUACAGCAACAGUAUAGCAUUGAGAGUAUUAAUUAUGAAGUUAAGGUGGGUAAUAGGGGUUGGGAUUAAAAACGAUUGAAGCAGGAAAAGUCAAAAAGUAUUUCAAUUAACUUUAUCUUUGUUACAGCGAUACAAAUGGUGAGACUGUUGUUAAUAAGCGGCAGUAAUGAUGAGUCUGAGGCUAAUAAAUUAACAUUAGCUUUGUAACUGUUAUAAAAAGACUAAUGCUUGUAGUUGAAGCAGCUGAAAAGCAGGCAGGUCUAGAGCAGCAAAACAUCUGCAGCAACAGUCUAGAGAAACCUACAGGAUGAGGGAGCUCAGGGACUCCCAGGAAGGACUGGUUUGUGACUUAAAUGGCACAUGGUGAUUCAAAGUUAAUGAAUCUCUCUGUCCAUGUUUCUAUUUAUACAGACAGAUAGAGGAUAGAAAAGGAGAGAAAGGAGUUCAGUGUGCCGGUUCCCCCAUCAGUCUAAACCUAUAGCAGCAUAUCUGAGAGUUGGCCCAAGCUUAAACCAGCACAUGAAGAAAAGGAAAGAAAAUACAUGGUUCAACUAUAUGGAACAAAAGAUUUUUUUCCCUCCUAAAAUGGGCCUUUUACUAGAACUCUACAGAAAAGACAAAGCUGUAUUUUCGUGCCCACCGGCAGCGUGGCGGAGGAUGGCGGACCCCGCGCAGUGGUAUAUUUGUCUGGCGGAGCCUGGUGCACAGCCAGUUUGGUGUUUUCGUAGACUGAGGCGCAUUGAGGUCUGCCAAGCUGGGUGUGGUGGCACGGCAGAGGGAGGUGUUGACAGAAUCAGCUGGCACAGUGACAUUUUCGUGCUCGCCGGUGGCGUAUAAAGUGCGCUGAAAGCUCGCCGAUUCAAACCUGGUCAGCUUUCACUGCAGGCGGAGCGCAGCUGGUCUAGUGGUAUUUUGGUAGACCGGCAGCGUAUCGGCAUACGUCACCGAUGCCUCACCGGCAGGUUUCCACAGUGUCAGGCACAUUUCAGUGCAAUAAAUAAUCAUCAACAACCAUUAAUCUGAGUCAGCACAUACAUUUAGAGCUAUAUAGAUAUAUUCUGAUCUAUAUCUGAUCUGAUGAGCACUUUUGGCACGCGCUUAGACACUCAACCUGUCUGAAUUAACACAGCUGAAACCACAUUAAAUUAAAUUAAAUAUCUAGUAUAUAGACACACGAUGAAUUUACCAAGAUAUUUAAUUCGUCUGCCCCCAUUUCUAUCUUGCUCUUCCCCUUAUUUCUUGCGCAGCUCGACCACAACAUGUCUCCGUGUCUUCUCCCUAUCCUGCUGCUGCCACGGCGGCUGAACAGAUGAUUUGUUUCAGUGCUCAGAUGAGUUAUUUACUUUAAACCUACAUAUGGAUAUGAUAAUAUUCAGUUUUGUGAGCCAAAUUUAUUUUAUAUGCCAACAUCAAUGAAAGAAAGAGCCAGGCCACGGAACGCGAUGCGUCAUUACGCACAGAUGGUUCAGAUUUUAAUGCCAUUUUUGGAAUUUAUGAUGUGAUCUGUGCGCACAGCCCACCUUUUGUCACGUUAGGUUUAAAUAUAUGCAACUUGAUGUGAGUGUCUUUAUUUGUGGAAAAGGGUGUUUGUCUUACCAGUGGGUCCAACAUUACACACACCAAAUCCAUCUGUGCUCAUAUGAGAGAGUGUGCAGGAUGCCCUCUGCAGGGCUUACAGCGAUACUUGUUGAGGGGCUACCUUCUGUCGCCAUCGUGUGGCAUUGCUGUCUUCAGACAUCUCUUGAUCUGUCCAACCAUUGCCCGAGUUAGGAAGGGGGGAUACUUACGCCGGGCUGCGCUGCGCACCAAAAUACCAAAAUGUGCUUGGGCACGCCUUGUCGGCGGGGCGGACCUGACUUACAUCGCGCCUGCGCCACGCCACCGGUGAGGCAAGAAAAUAGAGCCCCAAGUGUGUUUUUUUUCCUGAGAUAGCAUGUCAGCUGUUGAGUGGAAGGAGUGUGAAAAUAAGCCACAAAGAUGGUCAAAGCCACCUAAACAAAAGCAUGACAAGAUAUGGUCGGCCAUAGAGAGAAAAAAAGUGAGAGCAAGGGACGUCUGCCGAAUCUUAAAUACACCCAAGGGUCUGGCUAACAGGUGCAGCAGAGCCCUGCCCACCAACAACUUGUCAGGACACAAACCUAGGAACAGAAAAUAAGGAAGAAAAAACUAUCACACUAUCCUGUGAGAAUGCAUAGAUGUCAGAUAUGAGGAUGUCUUUACAGAAGACAAAAUGAAGACAUUGUCAUGUCCUCCUCCAGUGGGCACUAAGUCAGAGUAACCCUUCAGCACUGAGAGAGACCGUUGCAGAGGUUCCUCAGGUGAACUGGGAGGACAUCGGAGGGCUGGAUGAGGUUAAGAGAGAACUGCAAGAGCUGGUCCAGGUGAAAUAAAAGUUUGCACACUCCUACCGCCACACACUGCCUUUACCUACAAACACACACCCUAUAAACAGUCUACUCUCUGUGUAUUGCCCAAUAGUACCCUGUUGAAUAUCCAGACAAGUUCCUGAAGUUUGGCAUGACCCCAUCUCGUGGGGUGCUGUUUUACGGCCCUCCAGGCUGUGGGAAAACUCUUCUGGCCAAGGCCAUCGCCAAUGAGUGCCAAGCAAACUUUGUGUCCAUCAAAGGGCCUGAGAUGCUCACCAUGUGGUUUGGAGAAUCAGAGGCCAAUGUCAGAGACGUGUUUGAUAAGGUGAGAGCAGAGCAAAGGAGGACAAACUAUCACCAAUCAGAUCUCUGAGCAGAUGACUAUGUUUCUCAAAAAUGUGCCUCCUUUUUGUUAUACUAUAACCUCUUUCACUGUCCACAGGCCAGACAGGCAGCCCCCUGUAUCCUGUUCUUUGACGAGUUAGACUCUAUUGCCAAGUCCAGGGGGGGCGGAGCUGGGGAUGCAGGUGGGGCAGCUGACAGAGUCAUCAACCAGAUCCUGACAGAGAUGGAUGGCAUGUCUGACAAAAAGAAUGUUUUUAUUAUUGGGGCCACAAACAGGUGUGCAGCAACAUAUGAGUUAAAUUUCAGAGGAUCAAGGAGAAACCCUGACAUUUCCCUCCGUUAAUCUCACUUUCUUCAUUCCACAGACCUGACAUCAUUGAUGCAGCCAUCCUGCGGCCGGGCCGUUUGGAUCAGCUUAUCUAUAUCCCUCUCCCAGACAAACCAUCACGCACCGCCAUUCUCAACGCCAACCUACGCAAGUCCCCUGUGGCACGAGUCAGUGAUUCACACUCAUAAAGUGAUCUUGUCUCUGCACAGCUUUCACCUGAACAUUUUUACAUAAUUGUUUACUUAUGGCAAACUUUGCUUUCUUGCCGUGAUCCAUGCAAGUUAUCCUAUCCUUUUCAUGUGUUUUGCCCUUACCUUCUCGUCCCGUAGGAUGUGGACCUGGAGUACCUUUCUGGUAUUACAGAUGGUUUCUCUGGAGCAGACCUGACAGAGAUCUGCCAGCGUGCCUGUAAACUGGCUAUCCGUGAGGCCAUUGAGGCCGAGAUCAAGGCUGAGCGUCAGAGGCAGAGCAGACCGGGUGUCCCUAUGGUCAGAAAGCUUCUGCUGUGCUGCACUCAUACCUAUUUCCACCAUCAUUUACUGUAUUACUGACUUCUUCUCUCCUAAACACUUAAAUACACAUGAUACUCCACUCCUCAAAAAGUGCCUGGCUGUGUGUGCUCCGUACUGAUGGAGACAGUGGAAGAUCAAGAUGUUCCCUAAAGGGCGGCUGUAUGUUUUGUAGCUUUCAGCCUUUGGACUGGGAACACACAAACACACAUAUACACACAAGUAAUCAUGUAGUAUAUUGUGUUCAAACUAAGUUUCUUGUUUCACCUGUUUUCAGGAUGAAGACUUUGAUCCAGUCCCAGAGAUUAGGAAAGACCACUUUGAAGAGGCAAUGCGAUUUGCUCGACGCUCAGUCAGUGACAACGACAUUCGAAAAUAUGAAAUGUUUGCUCAAACUCUGCAGCAGAGCCGAGGUUUCGGGAACUUUAGGUACAUGUAUAAAGGCAAUGCAUGUCAUGACAGAAAGUAGUUUGACUUUCUCAAGGAUGUCUUGAAGAAUUUUGCUUUUUUUGCCUCCCAACCCAGGUUUCCUUCUGCUACUGGUGCUCGGUCUGGGGGUCAGGGGCCGGGCUCUGGAUCAAACCUGUUUAGAGACGAAGGAGAAGAUGAUCUCUAUCAGUGA